Molecule: messenger RNA, 977 nt
Organism: Serpula lacrymans var. lacrymans S7.9
Lineage: Eukaryota; Fungi; Basidiomycota; Agaricomycetes; Boletales; Serpulaceae
Exons: 3
Coding region: 588-824 (78 amino acids)
Source: RefSeq, a predicted model, not a curated record
GUUCACGUCGACGUCGACAAUAUCCAGGAUACUCGAAGGGCCACGAUGUCGCAGGACUGGUAAGGGCCAUUCCGUUGCCCUAUGGUAGCAAUUCGGCCGAAACUUGUAUCGCGUUAUAAUGGUCUCGCCAAUCAACUAUGCUCAAGCCGUUUUUGUCGUGCACAACUCUGUGUGUCCCGUGAAAAUCCAGGGCAGUGUUGGCAUAUCCAGAAAACAUUGUCUAGCGGGUUCUUGUUAUGACACUGGGUUUUCAAAGUUCGUGAUGCCUUUCCAGAAUACCAUGUCAUCGUGGUAGGACAGUCCUUCGACCAAAGAGUUACUAAGAAGAGGCGCCAGAAUCUGACCAGAUGUGAUCAGACUACCAGAGCGAAUGACAGGUAAUCCAAAACUAAAUAGAUUUUGGCACAAGGAAGAAAAUAGAAUGCUGACCAACGUAGUAACUAAACAAACAAAGAGACUUGGGAGGCAAAAGUGAGCAAGUAAUCGUCUUUGGUGUAUCUUUCUUCUGAGCGCGCAUGCAAAUCAAGGGACUUUCAAUUACACGUGAUAUUCCAUGUAAUUACCAUGGCCCUCCGGGGUAGUCUGACAUGGACUCAAUAGGUGCAUGGUUGAAUCUGUAUACAGUCAAACUCAAAGUUCUGUCGAAACAAAAGAUUCUAUUAUCAAAAUGGAAAUCUGGAUUAUUGGGUCCAGUGAUAGAUAGGUGGAUAGCAUCACUGCACUUGGUUAGCAAUUACCAGCAGAUGUCUUUAGGACGCCAUCUCGUUGUCCAUGGCCGAACAUGGUCCCCAUUGUCCGCAUUUACAUUUAGGAAUGGUCGAUGAUCGCUCUUCUUUUUUAUCUCCUCUGCAAUCCACUGUCAGCCGCCCCUACAAGAACUGUUACAAUCAUGUUAGAUACCACCAUUCAAUCGUUCGAAGGCGCAUGUCAUACUGCGAUCUGUUGAUAUUGUGGAUUUCCACGUUUUCAAACCAUUC